Messenger RNA from Drechmeria coniospora, 5451 nucleotides. RefSeq names its product acyl CoA ligase-like protein. The transcript has 4 exons. NCBI's taxonomy places the organism in Eukaryota, Fungi, Ascomycota, Sordariomycetes, Hypocreales, Ophiocordycipitaceae. Gene Ontology annotation, cellular component: cytosol. The coding region runs from base 1 to 5451 and encodes 1816 amino acids. The record is from RefSeq and is a predicted model, not a curated record.
AUGGACGAGUAUGAUGCCGAGCUCCAGGACCGGCUCGACGACUUGGACCGGGAGCUGCAGGAGGGAGACAUCACAGACAAGGGCUAUCAAAAACGCCGCACCCUGCUGCUGUCACAAUACUUGGCCCCGCCCCCCAGCGAGCCGGCCGCUGCUCCGAAGCCGCGAUCCGGCCUGAGGAUACACUCCCCCGACGACUCGGAUUACGGCUCGAGCAACGGCCACAGGGCGGCGGCCUACAAUGCCAUAGCCGGUCAGGAUUCCGACCCGAGCACGACCAACUCGUCGUACCGGCCAGCCUCCGGCUACGGUCACACGCCAGACUCGACCUCUGGCGGCCCCCUGCAUGUCGUCGGUUCCGUCGCCGAGCAUGCCAUGACCGGAGGUCGCGACUCACUCUUCCUGACGCCCGGAAGUGACGGUCCCACGAGGAGCGGGACCAUGGCCUCGCGAGACUACGCCUUCAAGCCUGAGCAGCAGGGUCCAUACGCCGACUCGCAUCCGCAUCAGCAGCAGCAGCACUAUGACGGUCGAACGGGAACCAUGAAGGACUCGGACGCCUACUUCUCCGACUUUGCCGGCCAGCAGCAUUACGACCAGCAUCAGCAGGGGGAGUACGUCGUGGCCCACAAGUACUCCUCGAGCGAAGCCUUCUCCCCCGCCGCCGCCGUGGCGCCCCCGAUGCUCGCCGCGAGCGACCUGCCGCCCCCGGAGGCGCUGGAGUACCAGUCGCCCUUGGAGCCCAGGGAGGUGCCGUUCGCCAUCUACGACCCCCAGGACCACAGCACGCCCAUGUCCGGCUUCGAAAACAUUGCCGCCGUCCUGCGACACCGAGCGCGGAAGUCGGCCAAGACGCCCGCUUACUGGGUUCUCGACGGCAAGGGCAAGGAGAUAGCAUCCAUCACCUGGGACAAGCUGGCGUCGCGCGCCGAAAAGGUCGCCCAGGUCAUAAGGGACAAGAGCUCGCUCUACCGCGGCGAUCGCGUCGCCCUCGUCUACCGCGACAGCGAGGUCAUAGACUUUGCCAUCGCCAUGCUCGGCUGCUUCAUCGCCGGCGUCGUCGCCGUUCCCAUCAACGAUCUGCAGGACUACCAGCGUCUCAACUACAUCCUGACCACGACCCAGGCCCACCUGGCCCUGACGACGGACAACAACCUCAAGGCCUUCCAGCGCGACAUCACCGCCCAGAAGCUCACGUGGCCAAAGGGCGUCGAGUGGUGGAAGACGAACGAGUUCGGAAGCUUCCACCCCAAGAAGAAGGAGGACAUCCCCGCCCUGUCCGUCCCCGACCUUGCCUACAUCGAGUUUUCCCGAGCGCCGACGGGCGACCUGCGAGGCGUCGUCCUGAGCCACCGCACCAUCAUGCACCAGAUGGCCUGCCUGAGCGCCAUGGUCAUGACCGUUCCCGGAAACGGCCCCGGCGACACGUUCAACCCGUCGCUGCGCGACAAGAACGGCCGACUCAUCGGCGGCGCCGCCGGCAGCGAGAUCCUGCUCUCGUACCUUGACCCGCGCCAGGGCAUCGGCAUGAUCCUCAGCGUCCUCCUGACCGUCUACGGCGGCCACACGACCGUCUGGUUCGACAACAAGGCCGUCGACGUCCCGGGCCUGUACGCCCACCUCAUCACAAAGUACAAGGCCACCGUCAUGAUUGCCGAUUAUCCCGGCCUCAAGCGGGCCUCGUACAACUACCAGCAAGACCCGAUGACGACGCGAAACUUCAAGAAAGGCGUCGAGCCGAAUUUCCAAGCCGUCAAGCUGUGCCUGAUCGACACCCUCACCGUCGACGGCGAGUUUCACGAGGUCCUCGCCGACCGAUGGCUGCGACCGCUACGGAACCCGAGAGCGCGGGACGUUGUUGCGCCGAUGCUCUGCCUCCCCGAGCACGGCGGCAUGGUCAUCAGCAUGCGUGACUGGCUCGGAGGCGAGGAGCGCAUGGGCGUCUCUCUCAAGCUCGAGAGGGAGGCCGAUGCCGAUUCGGACGAGGAUCGGGGAGACAGGGAGAGGCAGUCGUCGACGCUCGGCAACGGCUUCGCCAGCCUCCUGGGCGGAGGAACGACCAAGGCGAUGCAGCGGCGCGGGAACAAGGAGGUCAACGAGGUGCUUCUCGAUCGCGAGGCUCUGAAGACGAACGAGGUCAUCGUCACCGCCUACGGGGACGAGGUGGAGAGGAAGGCGGUCGGCAACCCCGACAUGGUCCGCGUCGGCGCCUUCGGCUACCCGAUCCCCGACGCGACGCUGUCCGUCGUCGACCCGGAGACCGGCCUCCUCGCCUCGCCGCGCAGCGUCGGCGAGAUCUGGGUCGACUCACCCUCCUUGUCCGGCGGAUUCUGGGCCCAGCCCAAGAACACCGAGCUCAUCUUCCACGCAAGGCCGUACAAGUUCGAGCCCGGCGAGCCGACGCCGACGCCGGUGGAGCCCGAGUUCCUACGGACGGGUCUGCUGGGGACCGUCAUCGAGGGAAAGGUGUACGUCCUCGGUCUCUACGAGGAUCGAAUCCGGCAAAAGGUCGAGUGGGUCGAGCACGGCCACGAGAUUGCCGAGUACCGCUACUUCUUCGUCCAGCACAUGGUGGUGAGCAUCGUCAAGAACGUGCCCAAGAUCUACGACUGCUCGGCCUUUGACGUCUUCGUCAACGAGGAACACCUUCCCGUCCUCGUUCUCGAAUCUGCUGCCGCCUCGACGGCGCCCGCCACCUCCGGGGGCCCGCCCCGGCAGCUCGACACGGCCUUGCUGGACUCGCUGGCGGGCCGAUGCAUGGAGGUGCUCAUGCAGGAGCACCACCUUCGACUCUACUGCAUCAUGAUCACGGCCCCCAACUCGCUGCCGCGGGUGCUCAAGAACGGCCGGCGCGAGAUCGGCAACAUGCUGUGCCGGCGCGAGUUUGACCUGGGCAACCUACCCUGCGUGCACGUCAAGUUCGGCGUCGAGCAUGCCGUCCUCAACCUGCCCAUCGGCAUCGACCCCCUCGGCGGCAUAUGGUCGCAGGUUGCCUCCGAGUCGAGGGAGAACAUCCUCGCCGCCGCCGACAAGCAGUACUCGGGCAUCGACCGCCGGGAGGUGGUCAUCGACGACAGGACCUCGACGCCGCUGAACAACUUUGCCUGCAUCACCGACCUCAUCCAGUGGCGCGUGGCCCGCCAGCCCGAGGAGCUGUCGUACUGCACCAUCGACGGCCGGGGCCGCGAGGGCAAAGGCGUCACGUGGCGCAAGUUCGACACCAAGCUGGCCGCCGUGGCCAUGUACCUGAAGAACAAGGUCAAGGUGCGGCCGGGCGACCAUCUGAUUCUCAUGUACACGCACUCGGAAGAGUUCGUCUUCGCCGUCCAUGCCUGCAUCAACCUGGGGGCCGUCAUCAUCCCGAUGUCCCCGCUCGACCAGAACCGGCUGAACGAGGACGUGCCGGCCUUUCUGCACAUAGUGUCCGACUACCGCGUCAAGGCGGUGCUGGUGAACCAAGAAGUCGACCAUCUGAUCAAGCUCAAGGUGGUGGCGAGCCACAUCAAGCAGUCGGCCCAGAUACUCAAGAUCGCCAUCCCGAGCGUCUACAACACGACGAAGCCGCCGAAGCAGAACAACGGGCUGCGAGACUUGGGCCUGACCAUCGACCCCGCCUGGGUGCGGCCGGGCUAUCCGGUCGUCGUCUGGACGUACUGGACGCCGGACCAGCGGCGGAUCGCCGUCCAGCUCGGGCACGACACCAUCAUGGGCAUGUGCAAGGUGCAGAAGGAGACGUGCCAGAUGACGAGCUCGCGGCCGGUGCUCGGGUGCGUCCGAAGCACGACGGGCCUGGGCUUCAUCCACACGUGCCUCAUGGGCAUCUACAUCGGCACGCCGACCUACCUCCUCUCGCCCGUCGAGUUUGCGCAGAACCCCAUGUCGCUCUUCGUGACGCUGUCCCGGUACAAGGUCAAGGACACGUACGCGACGCCCCAGAUGCUCGACCACGCCAUGUCGGCGAUGCAGGCGAAGGGAUACACGCUGCACGAGCUCAAGAACAUGAUGAUCACGGCGGACUGCAGGCCGAGGGUGGACGUGUUCCAAAAGGUCCGCCUUCACUUUGCCGCCGUCGGCCUCGACAGGACGGCCAUCAACACGGUCUACUCGCACGUGCUCAACCCGAUGGUCGCCUCGCGUUCCUACAUGUGCGUGGAGCCGAUCGAGCUCUGGCUCGACACGAAGGCGCUCCGCCGCGGCUUGGUGGUGCCGGUCGAUGCCGAGUCGGACCCGAAGGCGCUUCUGGUGCAGGAUUCCGGCAUGGUUCCCGUUUCGACGCAGAUUGCCAUCGUGAACCCGGAGAGCCGGAUGCACUGCCGCGACGGCGAGUACGGCGAGAUCUGGGUCGAUUCCGAGGCGUGCGUGAAGUCGUUUUACGGAUCCAAGGACGCCUUCGACGCCGAGCGAUUCGACGGCCGCACCAUGGACGGCGACCCGAGCGUCGGCUACGUGCGAACCGGCGACCUCGGCUUCCUGCACACCGUCAGCCGGCCCAUCGGGCCCGGCGGAGCGCUGGUGGAGAUGCAGGUGCUGUUCGUGCUCGGCAGCAUCGGCGAGACGUUUGAGGUCACGGGCCUGAGCCAUUUCCCCAUGGACAUUGAGGGCUCGGUGGAGCGGUGUCACCGCAACAUCGUGGCGGGAGGCUGCGCCGUCUUCCAGGCGGGCGGCCUCGUGGUCGUCAUGGUCGAGGUCAGCCGCAAGCCGUACCUGGCGUCGAUCGUGCCCGUCAUCGUCAACGCGAUCCUCAACGAGCACCAGAUCGUCGUCGACAUCGUCGCCUUCGUCAGCAGGGGUGACUUUCCUCGCUCGCGGCUGGGGGAGAAGCAGCGGGGCAAGAUCCUCGCCGGCUGGGUGACGCGAAAGCUGCGGACGCUGGCCCAGUUUGCCAUCCGGGACCUGGAUCUGGCGGCCAUGGGCGAGGGUGGCGGCGGUGGCGGCGACGUGAACAGGACGUCCAUCGGAAGCCUGCGUUCCGGCAUCCCGGCGGCCGGAUCGUCGAACCUCCGGAAUGCCGAGUCGGCGCCACGGAUCAUGGAGCAGGAAGAGUUCGAGCAGCAGAUGGAUCAAAUUUCGAACAUGACGCCGGCGCAGGCGAGGGACAGCCUGCAGGAGGAGCAGAUGGAUCAGCUCUCCAGGUCGGCGUCGGCGCAGAGGAGCGGCAGCCUGGCGCAGGAACAGCCGGCCUCGUCGUCAGGCUACGCUCGGGAGACGGCCCACGGUCGCGGCGACGGACAGGCGGACGAGACGCAGUUUGGCCGGGCCGAGGUGACGUCGACGGCGGGACCGAAUAUGGUACCGAGAUCGAGCGAGGCGCGACCUCCUCCUCGGAUCCGACUGCCGGGAGUGGAUGGCCGCGACGUCUUCGAGCUCGACGGCGGGGACGACGAGGAGGACGAGGACUGGACGACGAACGCGAUGAUGCACAUGAACCUCGCCGGAAGCGCCAACGCACGGUGA